Molecule: messenger RNA, 423 nt
Organism: Sporisorium graminicola
Lineage: Eukaryota; Fungi; Basidiomycota; Ustilaginomycetes; Ustilaginales; Ustilaginaceae
Exons: 1
Coding region: 1-423 (140 amino acids)
Source: RefSeq, a predicted model, not a curated record
AUGCCAUCGUCCAAAGGAAACCCCACCGACCCCCAAAAGCGCGAAGAGGCCAAGAAGGAGGUGCUCAACAUGGAAAAGGGCGGCGGAAAGGGCCAGUGGUCCGCUUGGAAGGCGGCCGAGAUGUCCAAACGCUACGAAGCAAAAGGCGGCGAGUACCAAGACACGGGCGACAACCCCAACCAAGCCAAGAAGGGCGCUCCCGCUCCCAAGAAGAAUGCCAUCGAAAGCGGUCAACGCAAAGAUCCCUCCUUGCCCGUCGGUACCGCCAAGACCAAGCGAAAGUCUGACACAAACGCCGACGACGGAGACAAAGACAACCAAAAAGAAACAGCAAAGUCCAAGAAGGCCAAGACAACCAAGACGGAUUCAAAGCCUGUCACAAAGGGCACCAGACAGCAGCCAAAGCGAGGCGUCAAGAAGUGA